AACAUGGUGGCGGACGGGGAUGGACCGGCGCCGCUCAUCCAGGCGUUUAACGUAAACAAACGAAAUUCAAUCUACGACACACAGACGAUGGUGGACCGGAUGGGUGACACUCUUAACAACCUUCUGGAUGGGGUGGAAGUGGAGAAGACGUACAAGGGCCCCCAUCUCACCUUUCCGCUCACUCUUAACCAGUUACACAAGAUGGUCCAAUCAUUCAAACGAAAACUGACGCUGCACGCCAAAUACACGGUGCAGCUGCUGCUGGAGGUGCGGCGGCUGUUAAAGGCCCAGGGGAACAUCCGGUACGCCAGCACAUCUCUCUCCAAGCAGGUCACUGUGUGUGGCGACCUCCACGGCAACCUAUCAGACCUCUACAUGAUCUUUCAUAAGAAUGGGCUACCGUCCGUCAACAACCCGUACAUAUUUAACGGGGACUUCGUUGACCGCGGCCAGUUCUCUACGGAAGUUGCGCUUGUGCUCUUCUCGUGCUUUCUCAUGAACCCGAACGAGGUCUACCUGAAUAGGGGCAACCACGAGGACCACGUUAUGAACAUAAGAUAUGGCUUCGUGAAGGAGCUACAAAUGAAGUAUCGAGAACAUUCCCGGAAGGUGAUCUCCCUGUUUAAGGACGUGUUCAGCUGGUUGCCCCUGGCGACCGUAGUUGACGAGCAGAUUCUCGUCUGCCAUGGUGGCAUCUCGGACACGACAGAUCUGAAACUGUUGGCCAAAAUCGACAGGCACAGGUACAUGUCAACACUGCAGCCUCCAGGCGGUUGUGACGACAUCAGCACCAUGUCUCAGGAAGAGUUGCUGGAGUGGAAACAGGUGCUCGACCUGUUGUGGAGCGACCCACGGGCCGCUGACGGCUGCUACCCGAACACCUUCCGGGGCGGUGGCACCUAUUUCGGGGCAGACGUUACUGCCAACUUUCUGCAGCAGAACGGCUUAAAGCUCCUCAUCCGCUCACACGAGUGCAAGUCGGACGGUUACGAGUAUACACACAACGGGCAGGUAUUGACGGUGUUCUCGGCCUCCAACUACUACGAGAUGGGGAGCAACCUAGGGGCGUACGUUCGGAUCCAGGGGUCGGGGCUCGAGUGCCGGGUCGUCCAGUACAUGUCCGCCCACAGCCCCGCACUAAGGAAAGUCUCCUUUACUCAGAGGAUCAAUCAUGUCGAGCAGUCCGCUCUUCAAGACCUCAAAGACAGAAUCCUGGCUUCAAAGUGUGAGCUUCUCAAAGAAUUCACCAAUUAUGAUCUCAAUCACACAGGGAAGUUGUCGAGCAGUGACUGGUGUUUUGCCAUGGAAACGGUGCUGGAAAUGGAGUUACCAUGGAGAAUGCUGAAGACGAAGGUUGCCAAGUGUGACAACAACGGUGACGUCAUGUACGAAAGCACGUUUGAGGAGCUGGAGGUGAAACACAAAUACAGCGGGAACGGUCCGUCAAUCACGGAGACACUAUACAAGCACCGGAACAGCCUGGAGACAAUCUUCCGCCUUAUAGACACCGAUCACUCUGGUCACAUCUCGAUGCAGGAGUUUGAAGACGCGCUGACGAUCCUCACACGCCAGCUUGACAUCCGGCUGAAAGAGGCGGAGAUCAGUGACAUUGCCCACAGCCUCGACCUAAACAACGACGGCUGCAUAGACUUCAACGAGUUCCUAGAGGCUUUCAGAAUUGUUGAUAACCUCGGUAAGGACCAAACAAGAAAAGUGACACGAGACAAUUCUAAUGAUGACGUCAUCAUACACGCGCCAGACAUUGCGGGUGCCGGUCAAGAGGCUUAG
Mya arenaria is the source of this 1788-nucleotide messenger RNA. Its product is annotated as serine/threonine-protein phosphatase with EF-hands 2-like. Bases 4 to 1788 code for a protein of 594 amino acids. NCBI's taxonomy places the organism in Eukaryota, Metazoa, Mollusca, Bivalvia, Myida, Myidae. Gene Ontology annotation, molecular function: iron ion binding; manganese ion binding; calcium ion binding. The record is from RefSeq and is a predicted model, not a curated record. The transcript is spliced from 14 exons. Gene Ontology annotation, cellular component: nucleus; cytosol. Gene Ontology annotation, biological process: detection of stimulus involved in sensory perception.